AUGGCAAAACGAACGUGGUCCGACUCAAACCCUGCUGGAAUCAACGCUGAUGCGACAGCUUCCCCAGCGCCAGCGCGACCAAAUGGCCAUGGAAGGACUUCAUCCGGUCGGCAGAGCAUUUCAGGCAUCAUAUCUACUGAAGCCUCCAUUCCUCAGAUCUCACGCAAGAUCAAGGCAUGUGCAGCGUGUCGGAAACACAAGAUUAAAUGCUUGAUGGAUGAGAGUGGUCCACCCUGUCGAAGAUGUUCUGAGAGAAAUCUGGGUUGUGUGCUGAGCAAAAGUCUCCAAACAAUUAUUGAUGAAAAGUCACAAUUCUCUGAAUCCGUGGUGCAAGAUCUAGAGCAAAUGCACAACGCUCUACGACAAGUCAUGACCAAACUGAGCCUCCCAGAACUUCCCCCCUUACAGAGCAUCAAUUCUCGAGACGAGGGAACACCGCCAAAAGACGACAACCCCUCGCAUACGUCAAAUCAUCUCGCUGUAUCUCAAGACGAAUUCCGAGGCCCCUCAUGCGACAACUCUCCAAAAGCGACCCCUGAAGAUGAGGGUCUCCCAUACGUCCCUAUCCAUUCAUUGUAUACUCUCACCAAACUAAGCGCCCUUCGAUCCCCCGACAACCCAGAAGCGCAACGAGGAAACGUGAUAAAUGACUUUAUCGCCCGCGGGGCUUUAUCAUUAGCAGACGCCGAGAGUCUGUUCGCCUUGUAUCGCGACCGUCUGGAUCGGUACAUGUACGGAAUUGGCUGCCGUUACAUGACGUUAGAGGAGCUGCGACGCAAGAGUCCCAUUCUAUCCGCUGCCACGCUCACAGUGGCUGCUUUGCACGACCCCAAGGCCGACAGCAUCUAUGGGAUCUGCAGCGGUGAAUUUCGACGUCUGAUGGAAAAGUCUAUGUUUGAGCGUCGCAUUGACCGCGAUUAUCUACGCGCCAUGUGCAUUGCUUCUUAUUGGCUUAGUGAUUUGUCUUGGAUGCUCUCGGGGUAUGCUAUUCGACGCGCUGCCGAGUGCAAUCUACAUAACAGCUAUAAUCAGGCUAUCAAGGAGAAGAGCCAAGAGGCGGCGGAUUGUGCUCGGUUAUGGUAUAUCCUAUACAUCUGUGAUCAGCACCUUGCGACUCUAUAUGGACGACCCUCGAUCGUUCAGGAAGAUUCAUCGAUUCAGGGCUGGGAGCAGUUCUUGAAGUCGCCUGUGGCUAACGAGGAGGAUAAGCGUCUUACCGGCCAAGUGAUGUUGGUCAGUAUCUUGCGAAAUAUCCGAGAACUAUUCGGUACAGAUAAAGGGGAGCCUGUUCCUCGGGUAUAUCUGAAUCACAUUCUACAGUUUAGACGGCAGCUUGACCAGUGGUAUACCCGCUGGAUGAAAGAUUUGCCAGAACAAUGGACGCAAAUCGGCUCAUUUCCUCGAAAAGGCACAAUUCUUCACUACAACUUUGCCCAAAUACACCUUUACUCCCACGUUUUCCGUGGUCUCGCAGGCGACGCGCCCAUCCCGCAUUACUUCCUCGACUGCGCUAUGCAAGCCGUGACAGCUGCAACAGCCAUUAUAGACCUAAUAAUCACCGACCCAGACGUUGCCCUUGGUAUCGUCGGGAUGCCCUCAUACAUGCUCUCCAUGACUGCGUUUGCAUGUAUGUUCCUCAUCAAAGUCGCCGUCAAGUAUGGUAGCGAUUUAAUAGAGCGCCAGCGUGUCCACGAUCUCACGACAAGUCUUGUUCGACAGUUUCGCUCGCUCAAGGCAGGCAAGUGGCAUCUUGCGAAUCUGAUGGCUGGAGGAUUGGAGCGCAUGACCGCUACGCUUGCAGCUUCCGAGCUAGGACAGGGCCAGUCGGCUAGUAUGGUGUACAACACGAUGGAGAAUGCGGACAUGGCUGGACAGAUGAUGCCAGGGAACCAGGUGUAUACUGACAUGGACGGCGACACGUUUUUCGACUACGACAUGAGUUUUGGACUGUCGCCUGUGUUUAGGUUCGAUCCUAGUAUGUUUACGGUUGAUGCUUCGGGGCAAUCUAUGCCGACAUAUCCUGAGCCGGAUUAUGGGAUGAGGCCACAGUGA
Fusarium pseudograminearum CS3096 is the source of this 2052-nucleotide messenger RNA. RefSeq lists its product as uncharacterized. Gene Ontology annotation, biological process: regulation of DNA-templated transcription; DNA-templated transcription. The transcript is spliced from 5 exons. Lineage: Eukaryota; Fungi; Ascomycota; Sordariomycetes; Hypocreales; Nectriaceae. Gene Ontology annotation, molecular function: zinc ion binding; transcription cis-regulatory region binding; DNA-binding transcription factor activity, RNA polymerase II-specific. The record is from RefSeq and is a predicted model, not a curated record. Gene Ontology annotation, cellular component: nucleus. The coding region runs from base 1 to 2052 and encodes 683 amino acids.